This is a messenger RNA of Sorex araneus (European shrew), 9326 nucleotides long. RefSeq names its product nuclear factor I A (gene NFIA). Gene Ontology annotation, biological process: regulation of transcription by RNA polymerase II. Gene Ontology annotation, cellular component: nucleus. Lineage: Eukaryota; Metazoa; Chordata; Mammalia; Eulipotyphla; Soricidae. The transcript is spliced from 11 exons. The record is from RefSeq and is a predicted model, not a curated record. Gene Ontology annotation, molecular function: DNA-binding transcription factor activity, RNA polymerase II-specific; RNA polymerase II cis-regulatory region sequence-specific DNA binding. Bases 412 to 1941 code for a protein of 509 amino acids.
GCUGUGCGGUGCGGUGCAGAGCGGAGGCGGCGGCGGGCGCGCGGGCAGCUCGCGGGCACCCGGCCGGCGGGCGGGCGCGGGAGCGGGAAAGGGUGCGCUAUGCCUUUAACGCCCGCGUACAGUAGACAUGUAUAGUGGAGUGUAGGGAAACUCUAGGCGGGGUUAAAGUUCAGCUCAUGGAGCGGCAAUAGCGCUGGCUGGCUGCAGUUGAGCCGAGUUGGAAAUGUGAACGCAAGAAGCAGGCUUGAUUUUUUUUUUCUUCCCCCUUCUCUCUCUCUCCUCUCUCUUUUUCUCUCUCUCCCCCUGUCUCCUUCUCCCCCUCUCUCCCUCUUUCUCCUCUCUCACCCGCACUCACGCACACCUCCAAACCGCACACCCAGACGCACACGCACACCCCACCGCCCGGCAGUUAUGUAUUCUCCGCUCUGUCUCACCCAGGAUGAGUUUCAUCCUUUCAUCGAAGCACUUCUGCCCCAUGUCCGAGCCUUUGCCUACACAUGGUUCAACCUGCAGGCCCGAAAGCGAAAAUACUUCAAAAAGCAUGAAAAGCGCAUGUCGAAGGAAGAAGAGAGAGCCGUGAAGGACGAGCUGCUGAGCGAGAAGCCAGAGGUCAAGCAGAAGUGGGCAUCGCGCCUCCUGGCCAAGCUGCGGAAAGACAUCCGGCCCGAGUACCGGGAGGAUUUUGUGCUGACGGUGACAGGGAAGAAGCCGCCAUGUUGCGUUCUCUCCAACCCCGACCAGAAGGGCAAGAUGCGCAGAAUUGACUGCCUCCGCCAGGCAGACAAAGUCUGGAGGUUGGACCUCGUUAUGGUGAUUUUAUUUAAAGGUAUUCCGCUGGAAAGUACUGAUGGCGAGCGCCUGGUAAAGUCCCCACAGUGCUCCAAUCCCGGACUCUGUGUCCAGCCCCACCACAUAGGGGUUUCUGUUAAGGAACUCGAUUUAUAUUUGGCAUACUUUGUGCAUGCAGCAGAUUCAAGUCAAUCUGAAAGUCCCAGCCAGCCAAGUGACGCUGACAUUAAGGACCAGCCAGAAAAUGGACAUUUGGGCUUCCAGGACAGUUUCGUCACAUCAGGUGUUUUUAGUGUGACCGAGCUGGUAAGAGUGUCGCAGACACCCAUAGCUGCAGGAACGGGCCCAAAUUUUUCUCUCUCAGAUUUGGAAAGUUCUUCAUACUACAGCAUGAGUCCAGGAGCAAUGAGGAGGUCUUUGCCCAGCACAUCAUCUACCAGCUCCACGAAGCGCCUCAAGUCUGUGGAGGACGAAAUGGACAGUCCUGGCGAAGAGCCUUUCUACACAGGACAAGGGCGCUCCCCCGGAAGCGGCAGCCAGUCCAGUGGGUGGCAUGAAGUGGAGCCAGGCUUGCCAUCUCCCACCACACUGAAGAAGUCGGAGAAGUCGGGUUUCAGCAGCCCCUCCCCUUCGCAGACCUCCUCCCUGGGAACAGCCUUCACCCAGCACCACCGACCUGUCAUCACAGGACCCCGAGCAAGUCCACACGCAACACCAUCGACUCUUCAUUUUCCGACGUCACCCAUCAUCCAGCAGCCUGGCCCUUACUUCUCACACCCGGCCAUCCGCUAUCACCCUCAGGAGACGCUGAAAGAAUUUGUCCAACUUGUCUGCCCUGACGCUGGUCAGCAGGCUGGACAGGUGGGGUUCCUCAAUCCCAAUGGGAGUAGCCAAGGCAAAGUGCACAACCCAUUCCUUCCCACCCCAAUGUUGCCACCACCGCCGCCGCCACCGAUGGCCAGGCCUGUGCCUCUGCCGGUGCCAGACACAAAGCCCCCGACCACAUCGACAGAAGGAGGUGCAGCCUCACCCACCUCACCAACCUACUCGACACCCAGCACCUCCCCCGCAAACCGAUUCGUCAGUGUUGGACCACGGGAUCCAAGCUUUGUAAAUAUCCCGCAACAGACACAGUCCUGGUACCUGGGAUAAAAGUCGCAGCGUCCCACCAUCCACCCGACAGACCACCUGACCCCUUCUCAACUCUGUAACAUGGACGCAUCCUCAACCCACGCGCAGUUACAACUUCACUGUCAGUGAAAGGGGAGGAAAGCCGAUUCAAAUCAACUUGUACACGGAAACAGCGAGCAUCAUGGUCCAACAGCAAAGGCCAUCGAAAACCUUUUGGGAUUUUUUUUAGAAAAAAAAACAAAAAAAAAAGAAAACUACUUUAGGGACCGUUGUAAUUUUCUCAUAUGGUGCUGGAAAUGGCCGGGGCUUCGGAGCAGGGGAAGUGUGGGUGUGUGAGCAGGAGGAGAGGUGGCGAGGCGCGGUGUCCUGUCGCUCAGACUUCCCAGGGAAACACACUUGGCCUCCGGAGCCUGGCUGUUUUGCAGUAUUCCAUGAAUCCACCCACACAGGUGUGAGCCUCCGUGAGCACACAGGGGGCCCAUGGAGAACUAAAUCUUUUGUAGUCGCUGACAUCUGCAAUAUAGAGCUGAUGGGGCAGUCAAAGGGCAAUGUUUCUCUGUAACACAUUGGGAGAUGAAAACGCAGUUGUGUUCCUUUUUUCCUUUCUCUUUUUAGUUUGGUUUGGUUCAGCAGUCAGCAGCUCAAUCUAUAACAUGGCCCGCAAGACAGUGAAUUCACUCACGAUGCAGAACGAUUCCGGAAAAUGGCAAACUACUACUUAACUACUAUUCAGUUUUUUAAAAGUUUUGAAAUGCUGCACUUACAUUUAAAAAAAAAAAAUCAACAACAACAACAAAAAAACCAACACAUUUUUUUUUCAACAAUUUCAACAAUGACACAAAAAUUCACACGGAAAUGGGGAAGAUGGUCUGUUUUGACAGAAACUGACAGGAAUCAAUCAAAAACAAUCGAAUUUUGAAUUGAGUAAAGUGCAAUUUCAUUGGAUAGCUAAAUAUCUUUGUAAGAUAGAGAUUGUUGAAAAUUCUAUUUUUGUUUUUCAAGUCCUUCCACCCCAGGACUCUAAAUUAUUGGGGUAAAAAACAGCCUUGCAAGAAAAAGGGGAGCUAUUUUUGCUUUUUAUGUUUUUUAUUGUUAAACUUGUAUCCCUUUAAAAACUGAAGGAAAAUCUAAAAAAAAAAAAACAAAUCUAAUGGUGCUUUUACCACAAUAUGUUAACUACAUUAAAUGCUAAUUAAUUAUUUUCUGUUAUCAAAGCACAUAACUAAAAUGAAAUCAUGGUAUCUGUUAAUUUUAUAAGCUAGAAGUCACUAUAAUGGAUUUAUGCCAAUUCUGAAAAAUUUUACAUGUAUCUGGCAACAUAGGAUUUAUCAGUUAUCAGACACUUCAUUGUACCAGAGAUUGUCCAGAAAUUUUAAAAGACCUUUGCAUCCCUGAACUGGGCUAUGGGAAAAUAAUAAUGAUGAUGAUGAUAAUAAUAAUAAUAAUAAAACCAAUAUUGAUACCGGUACCCACUCAGAUCAAGGGUACUUAUUAGGAAAAAAAAAAAGGUUUGCACCCCCAAAUGUCCUGUAUCUUAUGUAAAAAAAAAAAAACCACAAAACACAAAAAACAACAAAAAAAGUGCAAGUGAUUUUUCUACCAGACAGCGAAGCACCCCUUUGCUUCCCAUGCAACUUCAAGAAGGUUUCCUAUACUAUACAUAUAUAUACGUUCUGGUUGGCAUGCCCUGCUGAUCAGAGAAAGUCUCUGCAUGUUCUAGUGUUAGUAACUAAUUUUUAUAUAGUUAAUGUAGGAUAAAGUAGAGUGCAUUAAGACACAAUAUUGUAAUCCCUAUUCUAGGCACUUGCCUUUAAACUAUGUUUUUCAGCCCUUCAGAAGGGUUCUACUACUGUCCUAUACAAUCAAGUAACUGAAAUUCUUGGGAAGACACUUUGCUCCUCAUCUUUCCCCCCUGAAACAAUGUUGUUUUGUUUUGUUUUGUUUUUUUUCCUUAAUUUGCACGAAAACAAAAAUUCCAUAUCAAUGUGCCUUGCCCUGGAUAGCGAUUAUUUGUGGAAUUGUUGCACAUGCUCCUCUAUUGAAAGGGGUUUUUCCCUCGUCAAGCAUUUGGAGACACUUUUUUGUAAAUGUGACUUUUAUGUCAGCCAUCGUCAGUUUCAACAUCUAGAACUAAGUAGAAAGUUAGUCGUUCCGCAGAUAGGAGUAGUCCUUCUUGUCCCCUGUGGUCAGUGGCAGUGCUAUUCUGAGAUCUGUAGAUGCUUAGAAUAUCAGUAUUUUGGAUGUUGCUGCAUUUUACGAUUUAUUUGGAGUCUUCCUUUAUCCCCCCCGCCCCACCCCCGAUAUAUGAAAAUAUGCAAUACCUGCUUAUAUCGUGUAGAAAAGCUUAGCAAUGAUUCCUUUUUCUUUUCUUUUUUUUUGUUUUCUUUUCUUUCUUUUUUUUUUUUUUUAAUUUGACCAAAGUCGGUGCUGCACUUGGCGCAGUGUGUUUUAGGUGUUUGUCUUUGUACUUUUUCGUGUGUGAUUUUUGAAUGCACGUGCGCAGGAAGGGCUCCUCUUAGAGAAGCAGUCAAACUGUGAAGCACUAAGCUGACCCUGCUUCAAGCAAUUUUGUUUUGACAACUGUUCCUUUCACAAGCAAGCCUUAAAAAAAAAAAAAAGACAACUUCCUUUUUCUUCAGCUCCCACACCCCAUUUUUCUUAGCAGACUGCAGUCAAUCCACAUUCAAUAACAAAGUAUAUAAUGCCCAUUUUUAUAUGCACGUUUUUAAACUUCCAAGUUCUGAAAAUUGUUUACUGGUUAUCUCUAUUUAAGGAAAAAAAAAUAAAAUAAAACAUUUUGGAUUUUCAUACGUGUCUGAUAGUGGUUGAAUAGUCGUUGGGCGCUGUUGUAUGGUGUGAUUGUCAGUAUAUGGUGUCACUUCCUAUAGCCAGCCAGCAUACUUUGCCUUCCCCUAUAGCACUUAGCUGGGCAUUACUUUAUUAUGACAUAUGUGCACUAAAAAAAGGAAAAAAAAAAAAAAGAAAAAAAUAGCAGCUUUCAGUGCUUCACAGUGAAGGGAAAAAAAGCCUAGACAAACAUUUUGUCAGAACCUUGCAAUAAGCCAAGGUAUUACCAGUAAAUUGGUUGUAUAUACAAUAAAAUUGCACCCUUUUUUAAAAACAAAACAAACUAAGCAAUAGUUUGGGCAGUUUUAGUUGUUUUUAGUGAGCAUGUUGUAGUCUUGACUGCAAAGAGAGAGAAUAAACUGCCCACUCAGAAGAUAUGUAAUUUGUAUUGUUGUAUAGUUUUAUUGAUUACACUGAUUUAUUCUACCCUAUUUUAUAAUGCAGGACUUUUGUACUGUUGUUUAAAUGAGGAAAAAUUUCUGUCAAAUUAGCCUAGUGAAAUUUCUGAUCGUUCAUUGUAAAGGCAGCGUUCAUAGAAUUGCUUAUCUUUCUUUCCCGCCCCCCCCCUCCAAGCCCUCCGCCCUUUGGGAACUGGAUUUAAGUUGAAAACUUUCCUGUUUCCUUUUUUGUUUUGUUGUAAGUAUUUAAAUACAGGUUUGUGUUUUUUUUUUUUCUCAAUGGUAUGGAAUAUUCCUGUGCUUGAAAAGCACAGGGCUACUGAAAAACCAUUGUAAAUGGACGUUACAGGUAUGCUGUAUUUUUGAAGGUAUUUUUUUGUAUUAAGUUUGAUGAAGCUAAAAUUAGGGAACUCUGAACAGAUUUGCAGGAAAAAAAAAUGUUUUAAAGGCUUUAAAACAUUAGGGAGGCAGUCUAAGGUGAUCACAAACAGGGGUUAAGUCUUAAAUACACUAAGUUCCAUUUCUGUUCAUGUUUCAUUGUCCAGAAAGCAGCAGGAAACUGUAGUUCAGUUGAGAUCCAGCAGGAAAAAAAGCAACACCAACCGUAGGAGUGUUUACCGUUGUUUAAUCAAAGCCAAGCGAAGAUGUUGGAGAAAGACUUUGCUACCUGGGGUGUAGACUGACAGACAGACGAGGGCAGGGGCCACUUUGGAAGACCCAGCCCUGAAGUCUGAGACGCAUUGGGUUUUUUUUUUUUCCUUGCCCCAUCAAAUGGCAUUAACGAGAUUGGCCAAGAGAAGCCCCUCAAAAAAUAAAAAAAGAAGAAGAAAAAGAAGAAAAAAAACUCUCUUAUCUUUUUACUUUGGGAACUAAAGUCAGAGGCACAAACACUAAGUCGGAUUCUUUUCCUGUAUCCUUUUUUGUUUUCCUGGCCCCAACUCUCUUCCACUUUCACACAACACCAAUAACGCUGCUUUCCUGGUGAUCCUGGGGCCAGCAUCCUUUCCCGAAAGCCCCUCUGUCCUUCCCAGAACCUUCUCUUUCCUUGGAGGUUCGGGCCAGCAUUUCCGUUUCUUCAUACUCUGGCCUGACAGUGACAGAGAGUCAGACCCACCCCCCCCAGAAAAAAAAUGCAUCCAGGCGUGGGGACCACCCCACCUUACCCCAACUCUUCCCAUUGCUGGUUUUCAUCCUUGUCUGACCCCUGUCCAUGACAGGUCAGUCAGCUCAUGGGACUCUCUCAAAAAAGAGUUCCCCUCUCUCCUUCCCGGCCCUCAUCACUCUAUGCGUUGAAUUCUGUAGUACAGUGUCACAGAGUCUUGACAGAAUCUGAGUUCAGAAAAACUUUUUACUUCCUCUAUGAUUUAUUAUUAUUUUUUCCCUGAGGGGGGUGGUUUCUGAGACCAUCACUCAGUGUACUUUGAAUCACAUCUCUGGAAAUAAUCUUCGUCUCCAUCGUGGUGGUGGUGGUGUCUCUCUCUGUCUCUCUCUUUCUCUUUCUCUCUUUCGUCUUUGUUUUAUUUUCCUGGUAGCAGGCCUCCAUAGAACAACUUUACACCACAACUGGCCUGGUCAUGUGAGGAGGGCUGCAAAGCGCACCUCCACAUGCCCGCCUGUCUUCAGUGUGGGAAACACAGAGCCUCUCCUUCACAUCAGCUCCCAACUUCAGGCCAGUUCCGUCCUGAAGUCCAUGCAUGUAUUUAAUGGGUGACAGUAAACCCACUCUGCCUUCUCCACGUCCAAGGCUGUGCAUUCGUCUAAUUAGUGUCAUGUCUGUUUCCCUUUUAUUUUUUUUUCAAUAAAAAAAAAGCAGUGGGAUGAAAAUUGCUUUGAUAUAUAGCAGGUAACAUUGAAGCUAUUCCAUAGCACUUAACUGUAGUGAAUACUGUGUCACCAAUUCUGAAAUCAAUUUAAUGUUUAAUGCAAAUCCAUUACAUGGUGCUAUUACAGGCUGACAAAAUGAUUUACACAAAUGUGACAACUUGGGCUCAAUUCACUCGCUUUCCAACAGUGUAAAUGCAUAGCAGUGUUUAUCUGCAUGAAAACUAUGCACUAAUCUUAUCUGAAGAAAAAACUCUAUCAACUUUGGUAUCUACUUUCCGUUUACUUCAAUCCUUGCCUUUUUGGUCAUUGUUAUAAUGCCAGCUUUAGGACAGAAAGAAUUAUAAGAAAACCAGCAUAAUACCUGAUAUAUUAAAAUGUAGUGCCUGUGAAAUCUGUAUUAUAUUGCUCUUCUGAAGUAAGAUUUUUCUACACCGGUAGCCUUCGCUGUCUGUCAGUCAGGACCUUCUGGUAUAGGUGAUGUAAAAUAACCGUACAAUAUUAAUGCAUGCUAUUCCAUAAUGCUUAGUGAACUGUAUGAAUAUUACUCAAAGUUAUGUUAGUCUUUUUUUUUUCUGACUUGGUUCUUGUCAGCUAGGUUUUAAAGGUAUUUCACUGAGAACGCAAAUUCUGUCUUUUCUUAAUUUUCGGCUGUUUUCAGUAUUUCGGAGGUAUACAUUGACUUAAAUUCAGUAUUACUUGUGUUUUUUGUUCUUGUUUUGUGUUUUCUUUUUCUUAGGGGGACAAGCAUGGGGGUUUGAUUUCAGAAAUCAGUACCUGGCAAAACUUUUGUCUCAAAAUGACCAUUUGAAUCUCAAGAACUCUGCUCUGAAGACACUUGGAGAACAUUUGCAAGUGAGGAAUGAGACUCUUCACCCUCGGAGGCACCGCUGAUGCUGAACAUUUUUGUCGUUGUUGUUUAAUGGACAAUGUUCAGCCAGGUACCCAUGCUUUCCCAUCUUCACACCAGACCUCCUCAUACUAAAAGCAAAAAAAAAAAAACAAACAAAAAAUAACAAAAAAAAAUCUUUUGAGAAAUCACGUGGCUAUUUAGUUUCAUGCACAGUUGCAAUAUUUUCUUCAAAAAAAUAAAACUCUGUACAAACUUUGGCCCGAUUCAUAAGAAAAAGAAGUGUGCUAUUAACACGAGAUUUUUUUCAAAUACACUCUUGGAUGUGGGGGGGAGGGAUCUAAAUUCAGCUCUGCUUGCUUCCCAAAGGACAAAGUCUCCUAUUUUUUUUUCUAAGUCAGCACCCAGCUGCCUUUUCAUGCCCCGAAAGUUUUUGGAACCUGCUUUGGGGGAUGGUGGGAAAUGGGGAGCGGUCACUCACAAAUAUCCAAAGGGGGUCUUGCCUGCAGCUGGGAACAGGUGGUCACUGCCCGUGCAGAGAGCACGUACCUUGGGUUUCUCACGACCCACCAAACCCCCUCGCCGUGCCACCCUCUUCCAAGGGGUGCGGGGUGAACUUUGGCAUCUCCACAGUGGUUUUAAGAAACCAGGGAGUUCCCAGGUGUGGGCUUUUUUUUUUUUUCUCCUGUUGUUUCUCUGCGCUUCUCCAAGUGACAGAAGCCUUUUUAUGCCUUUUGAUUCUGUUUGUGUUAUUCUUUUAUCAAAAAGUUUAUUACUUGUUAGCAAGAAUCUGAAGUGUGCACUUUUUCCCCCCUUUUUUUUUUUAAACAUCUCAGUCAAAGGUCACACAAGGCCACUGACUUCUCCCUAGCGACAGAGGUUGAGAGACUUCAGGUCAGCCCUGCCUUCCCUCCCGCCCCUCUGCUGUGCCACGACACUGGGGACUGACACCACCAAGUGGGACUCAAGUUCUCGAAGGUUCCUUUAGGCAAAUACAUGACUGUGCUUCCCCACAGCUCAGACCACUCCCCUCCCGAACAAGUUCCCUGGGAACUUUUCCCACCACCUCGGAACACUGUCCUCUCCAGAUCACCUUCAUUUUUUAUUUUUUUAUUUUUUUAAUUUCAAAUUGGGGGAUAUGGGCGGGGAGUGGGUCCCUUCCAGCGAGAUCCGUGUUAAUACUUUGUUCUGAGACGUGUUUCUUAUGAGCCGGGCCCCUGUGCCUCUAGUAUAUUUGUAUUGACUCCCCUAGUUACCCUUUUAGUUUUACUGUGUUCUGUGAAAAAUGUGUAAUUGGUUGAGAAUCACUGUGGGCGGCCAUUCUUAUUCAACUAAAUCUCCACAGGUUUUUUUGAGCUGGUGUGGAUUAGUUUAACUCUUGUAUUCAACCAUUAGUGCUACCACCUUCUCACAUUACAAUACAAUUACUGGAAGCAAGUACUGCAUUUCCUAUGCAACAAAAAAGGAAAAAUAAAAAAUUGCUAAUGCUA